AAGGGAGAGUUUCCUCUACACUCUCACACAGAUCUGACACUCGCCAGCAGCAGAGGGCUUUGGACAUCCUAAUUGAGGGUCAAGUGGACCCAGGAUGAUGAAGAUGUUGGGAGGAGUCACUUGGUGCUGUGUAGCUCUGCUCCUCGCCCUGACCUCUGUGUCAGCUGUACAGAAGACGCUCAAAUCAAUCAAUGGUUUGAAGAAAAUCAACUUCGGCCAAUCUGUGCCCAAGCACAGUCUCCUGCUGCUCCACUGGUUUGCCAACGAGAUCGACAUCGACAACAACGAUAUUAUACAGCUGACCUUUGACCCAAACAGGGAAGAUUAUGGUUCCCAUCAUUAUGGCAACUAUGAGGAUCUGCUGGACCCUCUGCCUUGGGGAAAUCAACACAGGUACUACACGAUUGGAAAUCUCAAUCGGGGAACGUCAACCCAACUUCCUCCUUAUGUAGUCAAUCCCAUCAUUGAGGAUAUGGGAAGAAACAUGGACAGGAUCAUAUUUCGGGUCAGGGAGCAAAACAUACAUGGACGAUCUUACCAGACGAUAGACCAAGUGUAUAUCACACAGCAUAUUCCACAUCAGGGCACACUUUAUGAUCCAGAUCAUACCUACAGGAUCAGCACGAACCUCCUGAGAGAGAUCAGAGAGUUUUCUGUGGGAGAAGAUCAACAGCCACUGUCGUAUCUCAGAAACCGCUUCGGAAGCAGCGCUGACGAUUUCAACAUCGAAAACACAUGGGGUGAACUUGCUUGCGUUGGACUGCUGCUGUAUAUUGUGAUCCAGGAAAAGCAGUCCUCUAAGCAACAAAACAACCGCCCGGAAAACAGAAGAAAUCCUAGUAAUGAGAGAGAGCCUAGAAAGGUCCAAAACCAGGGUCAUGUUGUAUUAGAUUUCAACGAUGAAGAGGACGGAGAAUCAGACUGUUGGAACACCUUAAAAACCUGUAUGUGUUGUUUUGCCUGCAUGUUUGUAAUUGUAUGGGGUAUAAUUACUUUUUCUUGAGGGCUCCUAGGAAGAAAACCAAGAGCCACUUUUGUAUCUAAGAAACUGCUCUGAAAGCAACACUGAUGAUUUCCACCUCACAAA
This is a messenger RNA of Trematomus bernacchii (emerald rockcod), 1087 nucleotides long. RefSeq lists its product as uncharacterized. The transcript has 2 exons. The record is from RefSeq and is a predicted model, not a curated record. The coding region runs from base 95 to 1003 and encodes 302 amino acids. NCBI's taxonomy places the organism in Eukaryota, Metazoa, Chordata, Actinopteri, Perciformes, Nototheniidae.